Molecule: messenger RNA, 9149 nt
Organism: Bufo bufo (common toad)
Lineage: Eukaryota; Metazoa; Chordata; Amphibia; Anura; Bufonidae
Gene: FLNA
Product: filamin A
Exons: 46
Coding region: 215-8209 (2664 amino acids)
Biological process (GO): actin cytoskeleton organization
Molecular function (GO): actin filament binding
Source: RefSeq, a predicted model, not a curated record
UCUGAGGGAGAGAGAGAGGAGACAUCAAGGGGGUGUAAUUCAAUUGACAGGGCAACUGGGAGGCAUUGUCCCCUGUACUGAGAGGAGCACACAGGGAAGCGCAGCCCAGCAGCAGCUCUGCUCCAACCUUGCUCUAGUUUGGAAAGUUGCAGAAGGAAAGGCCCCGCCCCUCAGCCGCCUGGUUUCUCCGCCCCCUCCGCCGGCCGAAGUUAAAAUGAGCAGCGCCCACCCGAGGCUCACCCAGAGCGGGACCGCGGCAGCAGGAGCAGCAGUGCCCGGGGCGGACCCAGCAGAGAUGCCGGCCACAGAGAAGGACCUGGCGGAGGACGCGCCAUGGAAGAAGAUCCAGCAGAACACCUUCACCCGCUGGUGUAACGAGCACCUGAAGUGCGUCAACAAGCGCAUCGCUAAUCUGCAGACCGACCUGAGCGACGGCCUGCGACUCAUCGCCCUGCUGGAGGUGCUGAGCCAGAAGAAGAUGUACCGCAAGUACAACCAGAGACCCACCUUCCGUCAGAUGCAGCUGGAGAACGUGUCGGUGGCCCUGGAGUUCCUGGACCGUGAGAACAUCAAGCUGGUGUCCAUAGACAGUAAAGCCAUUGUGGAUGGAAACCUCAAACUCAUCCUGGGUCUUAUCUGGACCCUUAUUCUGCAUUAUUCAAUCUCCAUGCCAAUGUGGGAUGAAGAGGAGGAUGAAGAGGUCAAGAAACAGACACCAAAACAGAGGCUCCUGGGAUGGAUCCAGAACAAACUGCCUCAGCUCCCCGUCACCAACUUCAGCAGGGACUGGCAAAGUGGCAGAGCUCUGGGUGCCCUUGUCGACAGCUGCGCUCCUGGUCUGUGCCCUGACUGGGACUCUUGGGACACCAGCAAGCCCGUCGACAAUGCACGUGAAGCCAUGCAACAGGCUGACGACUGGUUGGGAAUUCCUCAGGUGAUCACUCCUGAGGAAAUUGUAGACCCGAAUGUAGACGAGCACUCAGUCAUGACCUACCUGUCCCAGUUCCCAAAGGCCAAGCUGAAGCCUGGAGCUCCCCUCAGGCCCAAGCUGAACCCCAAGAAGGCCAGAGCCUACGGGCCAGGUAUUGAGCCAACUGGUAACAUGGUGAAAAAGCGUGCAGAGUUCACUGUAGAGACCAUCAGCGCUGGGCUUGGAGAAGUCAUCGUUUACGUGGAGGAUCCUGCAGGACACCGAGAAGAGGCUAAAGUCACUGCCAACAACGACAAGAACAGAACCUUCUCAGUGUAUUACAUUCCUAAAGUGACUGGUUUACACAAGGUUACUGUCCUCUUUGCUGGGCAGCACAUUGCCAAGAGCCCAUUUGAGGUGACUGUGGACAAGUCUCACGGGGAUGCUAGUAAAGUCACUGCACAGGGACCUGGUCUAGAGCCUGUCGGAAACAUUGCAAACAAAACCACCUUCUUUGAGAUCUUCACUGCAGGUGCUGGUAUGGGUGAAGUAGAAGUGAUCAUACAGGACCCAAACGGACGGAAAGAUACAGCAGAUAUGCAGCUGGAGGAUAAAGGUAGCAGCACAUACCGCUGCACCUACAAGCCCACCAUUGAAGGCGUCUACACCAUUUAUAUCACAUUUGGUGGUGUGCAGAUUCCCAAGAGUGCUUACACCGUCACUAUUGGUCAAGCUUCAAAUCCUACUGCCUGUCGCGCUGUGGGCCGUGGCUUGCAGCCAAAGGGUGUGCGUGUAAAGGAGACGGCGGAUUUCAAGGUCUACACCAAAGGAGCCGGAAGUGGAGAACUCAAAGUUGUGGUCAAGGGACCAAAGGGAACAGAGGAACGUGUUAAACAGAAGGACUUGGGAGAUGGCGUCUAUUAUUUUGAAUACUAUCCAGCAACUCCUGGAAACUACACGGUGACCAUCACAUGGGGAGGACAGAACAUCCCGCGAAGUCCAUUUGAGGUCAAGGUUGGCACAGAAUGUGGGCAGCAGAAAGUACGAGCAUGGGGUCCUGGCCUUGAAGGAGGAGUCGUUGGAAAAUCUGCUGACUUUGUAGUUGAAGCUAUUGGAGAUGAUGUGGGCACUCUAGGGUUUUCUGUGGAAGGUCCCUCACAAGCCAAGAUUGAGUGUGAUGAUAAAGGCGAUGGGUCUUGUGAUGUGCGAUACUGGCCUCUGGAAGCUGGAGAAUACGCCGUACAUGUCCUGUGCAACAAUGAAGACAUCAAGCUGAGCCCCUUCAUGGCAGAAAUCAAACCAGCCCCCAAAGAUUUCUAUCCGGAGAAAGUGAAAGCCUAUGGCCCUGGUCUGGAGAAGUCUGGACUUGCCAUCAAUAAGCCAGCAGAGUUCACAGUUGAUGCCAAACAAGGAGGAAAGGCGCCCCUUAAAGUGUCUGUGCAGGAUUCAGAAGGAAACCCUGUGGACGUUACCACAAAGGAUAAUGGCAAUGGAACCUACAGCUGCAGCUAUACACCAAAGAAACCAUUGAAACACACAGCCGUGAUAUCCUGGGGUGGAGUGAACAUUCCUAAUAGUCCUUUCAGGAUGACUAUUGGUGCUGGCAGCCACCCCAACAAAGUUAAGGUUUAUGGACCUGGUGUUGCUAAAACCGGCUUGAAAGCGCAUGAGCCCACCUAUUUUACUGUGGAUUGUACAGAGGCUGGACAAGGGGAUGUGAGCAUUGGAAUCAAAUGUGCUCCUGGAGUUGUGGCUCCAGCUGAAGCCGACAUAGACUUUGACAUCAUCCGUAAUGACAACGACACGUUCACGGUGAAGUACACCCCACCAGGAGCUGGAAGCUAUACCAUCAUGGUUCUCUUUGCAGGCCAGGCCACACCAAUGAGCCCCAUCCGCAUUAAAGUUGACCCAUCUCAUGAUGCUAGUAAAGUGAAGGCUGAGGGGCCAGGACUGAACAAGAGUGGUGUUGAAAUCGGCAAGCCUACCCAUUUCACAGUGAACACCAAAGCAGCCGGCAAAGCGAAACUAGAUGUGAACUUUACCGGCCCGGCCAAAGGAGAUGCUGUGAAGGACUUUGAAGUCAUUGACAACCUUGACAACUCACAUACUGUCAAAUACACACCAGUGCAGCAGGGUAAUAUUGGUGUAAACGUGACCUAUGGAGGAGACCAUAUUCCCAAGAGCCCAUUCCCUGUUAACAUUGCCCAAACUCUGGACCUCAGCAAGAUCAAAGUUUCUGGACUUGGAGACAAGGUGGAAGUUGGAAAGGACCAGGAGUUUACAGUGAAGUCUAAAGGUGCCGGAGGACAAGGCAAAGUGGCUUCUAAAAUCACCGGCCCAUCCAACAAAUCUGUUCCUUGCAAAGUAGAACCAGGUCUGAGUCCGGAUAAUAGCACUGUGAAGUUCAUACCUCGGGAAGAAGGACCUUACGAAGUGGAGGUUACAUACGAUGGAGUACCAGUACCCGGCAGUCCUUUCCCUGUUGAAGCAGUUCCACCAACAAAUCCUUCAAAGGUUAAGGCUUAUGGGCCUGGGCUGAAGGGAGGAAGUGUAGGUUCUCCAACCCCAUUCACCAUAGACACUAAAGGUGCUGGCCAAGGAGGACUUGGAUUGACUGUUGAAGGUCCAUGUGAAGCGAAGAUUGAAUGCCUAGACAACGGCGAUGGAACUUGCUCUGUAUCCUAUUUGCCUACUGAACACGGCGACUACAACAUCAAUAUUCUUUUUGCUGAUACCCAUAUACCUGGAUCUCCAUUCAAGGCGAAGAUUGAGCCUUCCUUUGACCCGACCAAGGUGACUUGUUCAGGCCCUGGUUUAGAACAUGCCCAGGUUGGCGAAGCUGGCAAAUUUAAUGUGGACUGCUCCAAUGCUGGCAAUGCAGAGUUGACUAUUGAAAUAAUUUCGGACACUGGCAUGCAGGCUGAGGUCCAUAUCCAAGACAAUGGAGAUGGAACAUAUACUAUUACCUAUAUUCCACUUUACCCUGGAAUCUAUACCAUUACUAUCAAAUAUGGUGGUCAAAUGGUGCCCAACUUCCCCAGCAAACUGCAAGUGACUCCAGCAGUUGAUACAUCUGGUGUUAAGGUGUUUGGACCUGGAGUUGAAGGAAAAGGUGUUUUCAGAGAAGCAACUACAGAAUUCAGUGUGGAUGCCCGGGCUCUGACCAAAAAUGGAGGUCCACAUGUCAAGACCAGGGUAUCAAAUCCUUCUGGCAAUUUCACUGAAGCCUACGUACAGGAUAAUGGGGAUGGUACAUACAAAGUGGAGUAUACUCCUUAUGAAGAAGGUGUUCACUCUGUAGAUGUGUCUUACAAUGGAAGUCCUGUACCCAAGAGUCCAUUCCGGGUUCCCGUGACAGAAGGUUGUGACCCAUCUAGAGUCCGAGUCCAUGGUCCUGGUAUCCAAAGUGGAACAACAAACAAGCCCAACAAAUUUACUGUUGAAACAAGGGGUGCUGGUACAGGGGGUCUGGGCUUGGCUGUUGAAGGUCCAUCUGAAGCAAAGAUGUCCUGCACAGACAAUAAAGAUGGCAGCUGCUCAGUGGAAUAUAUCCCAUAUGAGCCUGGCACUUACAGCCUUAAUGUCACAUAUGGUGGACACCAGGUUCCAGGCAGUCCAUUCAAGGUUCCCGUUACUGAUGUCAUCGAUAGCAGCAAGGUGAAAUGUUCUGGUCCUGGACUGAGCCCAGGUCUUGUAAGGGCAAAUGUCCCACAGUCCUUCAGUGUAGACACAAGUAAAGCAGGGGUUGCUCCAUUGCAAGUUAAAGUCCAAGGUCCAAAAGGUAAGUUGCUGCAGAGAUGUAAAUGCAGUUCUUUUCUUUGUGUUCCUGGUGGGUAUUUCAGCUCAUUUUGUUUUGUAGGAAUUGUUGAACCUGUGGAAAUUGUUGACAAUGGAGAUGGAGUUCAGACCGUUAACUAUGUGCCCACCCGUGAAGGACCAUACAACAUUGCAGUUCUGUAUGGAGAUGAAGAAGUGCCACGCAGUCCAUUCAAAGUAAAAGUUCUGCCCACUCAUGAUGCCAGUAAGGUAAAAGCUAGUGGCCCAGGAUUGAAUACAACCGGUGUCCCUGCCAGUCUGCCUGUGGAAUUUACUAUUGAUGCCAAGGAUGCUGGAGAGGGUCUCCUUGCAGUUCAGAUAACGGAUCCUGAAGGAAAACCCAAGAAGGCCACUAUCCGUGACAAUCAAGAUGGGACUUACACGGUGUCCUAUGUGCCUGACAUGACUGGGCGCUACACUAUUCUCAUCAAAUACGGAGGGGAUGAGAUUCCAUAUUCACCUUAUCGCAUCCGUGCCGUGCCAACAGGCGAUGCCAGCAAAUGCACAGUGACAGGUGCUGGCAUUGGACCCACUAUCCAGAUUGGUGAAGAGACUGUAAUAACAGUUGAUGCCAAGGCUGCCGGAAAGGGUAAAGUGACGUGUACAGUGUGCACACCAGACGGCACUGAAGUGGAUGUAGAUGUCGUAGAAAACGAAGAUGGAACUUUUGAUAUCUUCUACACGGCACCUCAGCCUGGCAAAUAUGUCAUUUGUGUGCGCUUUGGUGGGGAACACAUCCCGAACAGCCCCUUCCAAGUUACAGCUCUGGACGGCGAGCAAAUGAUGCCUCAGCAGAUGGCUCAGCAGCAGUUAGCCCCACCUUACGCAUACCCGGGCAUGCAGCAACCCUGGGCUACAGAUCGCCCUGUAAUGGGAGUGAAUGGACUGGAUGUUGCAGGAUUGAGACCAUUUGACCUGGUUAUUCCCUUCACUAUCAAAAAAGGAGAGAUCACAGGAGAAGUCCGUAUGCCUUCUGGGAAAGUGGCCAAACCUGACAUCACAGAUAACAAAGAUGGAACAGUCACGGUCAGAUAUGCUCCUACAGAAGCUGGCCUUCAUGAGAUGGACAUCAAGUAUGAUGGCAUGCACAUACCAGGAAGCCCCCUGCAGUUCUACGUGGAUUACGUCAACAGUGGCCAUGUUACCGCCUACGGCCCGGGAUUGAUACAUGGCACAGUGAAUAAGCCUGCGGUGUUCACAGUGAAUACCAAAGAUGCUGGUGAAGGUGGUUUGUCACUGGCCAUCGAAGGUCCUUCCAAGGCCGACAUCAGUUGCACAGACAACCAGGAUGGAACAUGUACCGUGUCCUAUCUUCCCGUCCUCCCUGGAGACUAUAACAUCCUUGUUAAAUAUAACAACAAGCAUAUCCCCGGCAGCCCUUUUGUUGCCAAAAUCACUGGUGAUGACACCAUGCGCAUGUCCCAGCUCAAGGUUGGUUCUGCUGCUGAUAUCCCACUCAAUAUCACUGAGACUGAUAUAAGUCAACUGACUGCUACUGUGACCUCUCCUUCUGGAAGGGAAGAACCAUGUCUUCUCAAGAGGCUCCGCAAUGGACACAUAGGGAUAUCUUUUGUGCCGAAGGAGACUGGAGAACACCUUGUUAGCAUCAAGAAACAUGGCCAUCAUAUCCCCAAUAGUCCCAUCACUGUAAUGAUCAGCCAGUCAGAGAUCGGUGAUGCAAGUCGCGUGAUUGUCUCUGGCAAGGGCCUAACUGAAGGAAGAACAUUUGAGCCGGCGGAGUUCAUCAUUGAUACGAGAGAAGCAGGUUAUGGAGGUCUUAGCCUUUCCAUUGAGGGUCCCAGUAAAGUAGAUAUCAACACAGAAGACUUAGAAGAUGGAACGUGCAAAGUAACGUACUGUCCGACUGAGCCUGGAAACUAUAUCAUCAACAUAAAGUUUGCUGACCAGCAUGUGCCAGGUAGUGCAUUCUGUGUCAAAGUCACAGGAGAAGGAAGGAUGAAGGAGAGCAUCACUCGUAGAAGAACGGCACCAUCUGUGGCAAAUAUUGGAAGUCAGUGUGAUCUUAGCCUGAAAAUACCUGAAAUCAGCAUUCAUGACAUGACUGCUCAGGUCACAAGUCCAUCUGGCAAGGUUCAUGACGCAGAAAUAAUGGAAGGCGAAAACAACACUUACUGCAUCCGAUUUGUCCCUACUGAAAUGGGCGUUCACACAGUCAGUGUCAAGUACAAGGGGCAGCAUGUUCCUGGAAGUCCUUUCCAGUUCACCGUAGGACCCUUGGGUGAAGGUGGUGCACAUAAAGUCCGAGCUGGUGGACCAGGCCUGGAGAGAGCAGAGGUUGGAACUCCAGCUGAGUUCAGUAUUUGGACAAGAGAGGCUGGUGCUGGAGGUCUAUCCAUCGCAGUGGAGGGUCCAAGCAAAGCGGAAAUUGCUUUUGAGGAUCGGAAAGAUGGCUCAUGUGGCGUGUCCUACAUCGUUCAGGAGCCCGGGGAUUAUGAAGUCUCCGUCAAGUUCAAUGAUGAGCACAUCCCAGACAGUCCAUUUAUUGUUCCAGUGGGUUCUACAUCAGACGACGCUCGCCGACUCACUGUUUCUAGUCUUCAGGAGUCAGGGUUAAAGGUCAACCAGCCAGCCUCUUUUGCAGUAAGUCUUAAUGGUGCCAAAGGGGUUAUCGAUGCCAAAGUGCACAGCCCUUCAGGGGCAUUGGAGGAAUGCUUUGUGACAGAAAUUGAUGAAGAUAAAUAUGCUGUACGCUUCAUUCCUCGCGAGAACGGCUUGUAUCUGGUUGAUGUUAAAUUCAAUGGUUCCCACAUCCCUGGCAGUCCAUUUAAAGUUCGUGUUGGAGAGCCAGGGCAAGCUGGAGAUCCAGGAAUGGUGUCGGCAUAUGGAGCUGGAUUAGAAGGUGGCACCACUGGAAAUCCUGCAGAGUUUAUAGUGAACACCACAAAAGCGGGAGCUGGAGCUCUGACUGUGACAAUCGAUGGACCAUCCAAAGUCAAAAUGGAUUGCCAAGAGUGUGCAGAGGGCUACAAAGUCACUUACACACCCAUGGCUCCUGGUAGCUACCUGAUCUCCAUAAAAUAUGGUGGACCUUAUCAUAUUGUUGGAAGUCCAUUCAAAGCAAAAGUUACUGGGCCUCGCCUGGUGACGAGCCACAGUCUCCACGAGUCGUCCUCAGUCUUUGUAGAUUCUGUUACAAGAACGGAGGCCUUCACACAGCAAGGAGCCCUUCCGAAGGUGUCGUCAGAUGCAAGCAAAGUAGUGGCCAAAGGUCUUGGUUUGAACAAAGCCUUUGUCGGCCAGAAGAAUUCCUUCACCGUAGACUGCAGCAAAGCCGGUAAUAACAUGCUGCUUGUCGGGGUUCACGGACCAAAGACCCCAUGUGAAGAAAUUGUAGUGAAGCAUCUUGGAAACCGGUUGUACAGUGUUACGUACCUCCUGAAGGACAAGGGGGAUUACAUCCUGGUCGUCAAGUGGGGAGACGAGCACAUUCCAGGCAGCCCUUACCACGUGUCUGUGCCUUAAACCGCCACGUCGUUCGCCCUUGUCCUGAUCCUAAACCUCCUUACCCUCUGUGUGCGUGUCUAAUGUACAGUCUCCCUACUCCCAACAGCCCCCCCCUUCCCAAUGUGACAGGUUGGCUCGGGUUUGUGUGUGAGGGGGGGGGUUAAAAUUUGCUUAGCUGGUUCCAAGUUGCAGUGACCAUAUUAACCCCUGUGGCACUGAAGGGGCACGGUGUCGGUGGGUGCAUCUGGUCAUAUUAUGGGGAAGAGGGGAUGCUCAGACAUGUAGGAGCGCAGCCCUGGGGUGAAAUUGACACUUAUUUUAUAAUCCUUUUGCGGCGGCUGCUAUAAAACAAUUGCUCUAGGUCUAUCCCUUGCCCUCGAAGGGCUGCUUUUAUAUGCCACAUGCUCCCGUGUGCUGUUCUGUCCCCUGUACUUGUUUACAUUUCUUUCGUAAUCCUGUCGUAAGGCAUAAGGGAUCUCCGAGAUGGCAAUAGAUGUCUUAUGGGAGGGCAGGAGACCUAAUGGAGCAGCCUGUAAAUCCCGUAAAAAAAAAUCUAUUUUGGUGCAAUGGAUUAAACAUAAAAAAACCUACUAAACAUUUAAAGCAACCACUACCUGUAAGAAUCCGGAAGUUUGUGCAGGCCCAAUUCAUCCACCUUCAUUUUUUUUAUUUUUUUGCAGCAGAAUAUUUAGGUGGGGGUCCCGACUUGCCCUUCCACCCCCACCCUCCUUAGUGUUAUACUGUAUGUAUGUUUCAGUGUCGUCAUAAGAUUGGGUUACUUCUGAGAAGAUACUUCAUUGGGCUGAUAAGCUGGUUCACCUUCCAAAGGUCAAUCCCAAUUGGAUUGCUUCCAGUUAACCAAAUCUUGUCCUUUUUCUAAAGGUUUUUUGUUUUUUUUUGUGCACGACUACAGUACUUUGCUCUUAACGAUAACAAUAAAAUUCUGCUUUUAAUCUUC